Equus quagga is the source of this 1944-nucleotide messenger RNA. It is a transcript of the gene HDGFL3, whose product is annotated as HDGF like 3. Gene Ontology annotation, cellular component: nucleus. The transcript is spliced from 6 exons. Gene Ontology annotation, biological process: regulation of transcription by RNA polymerase II. The record is from RefSeq and is a predicted model, not a curated record. Gene Ontology annotation, molecular function: double-stranded DNA binding; transcription coregulator activity. Bases 109 to 720 code for a protein of 203 amino acids. NCBI's taxonomy places the organism in Eukaryota, Metazoa, Chordata, Mammalia, Perissodactyla, Equidae.
CUCGUCGGAGCGGCCGGCCGGCCAGCGCGAGGCCCGGCCCGCGGGGUGGGGGGGCGGCCCCGGCAGCUGCGCGGCGCCCAAGGACGACCGGGAAGGGGAGCGGCCGCGAUGGCGCGCCCGCGGCCCCGCGAGUACAAGGCGGGCGACCUGGUCUUCGCCAAGAUGAAGGGCUACCCGCACUGGCCGGCCCGGAUUGAUGAACUCCCAGAGGGAGCUGUGAAGCCUCCAGCAAACAAGUAUCCUAUCUUCUUUUUUGGCACCCAUGAAACUGCAUUUCUAGGUCCCAAAGACCUUUUUCCAUAUAAGGAAUACAAAGACAAGUUUGGAAAGUCAAACAAACGGAAAGGAUUUAAUGAAGGCUUGUGGGAAAUAGAAAAUAACCCAGGAGUAAAAUUUACUGGAUACCAGGCAAUUCAGCAACAGAGCUCUUCAGAAACUGAGGGAGAAGGUGGAAAUACUGCAGAUGCAAGCAGUGAGGAAGAAGGUGAUAGAGUAGAAGAAGAUGGAAAAGGCAAAAGAAAGAACGAGAAAGCAGGCUCCAAACGGAAAAAGUCAUACACUUCAAAGAAAUCCUCUAAACAGUCCCGGAAAUCUCCAGGAGAUGAAGAUGACAAGGACUGCAAAGAAGAGGAAAACAAAAGCAGCUCUGAAGGUGGAGAUGCCGGCAAUGACACGAGAAACACAACUUCAGACUUGCAGAAAACCAGUGAAGGGACCUAACUGCCAUAUGAAUGCUGCAUAUUAAGAGAAACCACAAGAAGGUUACACGUUUGGUUGUCCAAUAUUCUUGGAUUUGAUAUGAACCAACACAUAAUCCUUGUUGUCAUUGACAGAACCCCAGUUUGUAUGUACAUUAUUCACAUUCCUCUCUGUUGUGUUUUGGGGAAAAAAAAGACAUUUUAGCCUUUUUUAAGGUUAUUGAUUUAAUUUCAUGUUAUUUGGUUGCAUGAAGUUGCCCUUAACCACUAAGGAUUAUCAAGAUUUUUGCACAAAUUUAUACUUGUCUAGGAUCCUUUUAUCGAGGCAGUUAUGCUCAUCAUUCUGCUGCCUUUACUCCACCAUCAGCAAACACUCAGUUCAAUAGGAAUUAGCAUUUUUUUCAGAUGACCACUCAACAUAAUGCUUAAGGGAUUUUCUCUCUGUGACAGAACCCAAGAACCAAUUCCUAGAGACAUGACGUUGGCAUAUUGAAGGUGAAAUUAAAAUUGCCCUUCAGCUUUGAGGCCAUGUGUAAAGUUGAAUCAUACUGUAAAGUACCUAUUCCGUAUUAGAAAUAGCUAGUUGACGGCUUCUACUUCUCAAGACUCAUGUUGUCAUGUACACAAACUCAGUUUCUAUAUGUGAAGUUGGUGAGUCUUUUGUGUUACUCCAAAAUAAAGCAAUGAUUUAUUUUCUCCCAAUGCCGGUACAAUUUGAGCUAAUCCCUCAAGGUGGGUACGUUACGUUUUAAAGCCAGAGGCAGCAGUGGCCCUGUGGGAACCAGACAAAGCAUCAACUUUUAAACAUCGACUUUUCCAAUGAACUUGUUUUCUUUUGGAACUAGAACUAGAAUAGUUAACAUUCAUCCACAAACCCAUGAUUAUGUGUACAUUAUUGUUGCUAUUGUGAUAAUAGAGAAUUUUAUUUAUUUUUAUGCCAGCUUAUAUUGUGAGGACACAUUUAGUCAGUUUGGGUUUUAUCAAUCCUGUUAUGCUUGUCCUUGGACCAUCUUUCGCGUAUUCGAGGUUUGUAGUUGAAAAGUUUACUGUAAAAAAAAAAAUCAAAAACAAAAAAAUGUAUUGUUUUUACAGAAUAAAUUUAUUGGAAUGUGUACUGGGAGUAAGAUUUGAGGUUGUAAACUAAGUUAGUGUAAUUUGGCUUCAUAUAUGUAAUGUGAGGUAUUAAUGUAAUUCAUAUAUUAAAGCAAAAAUUGUUAACAGCAAGUUGACAAUAGAAUCAAGUGCA